Molecule: messenger RNA, 1860 nt
Organism: Lodderomyces orthopsilosis Co 90-125
Lineage: Eukaryota; Fungi; Ascomycota; Pichiomycetes; Serinales; Debaryomycetaceae
Exons: 1
Coding region: 1-1860 (619 amino acids)
Cellular component (GO): nucleus
Molecular function (GO): protein binding
Source: RefSeq, a predicted model, not a curated record
AUGUCUCAACUUACCACACUAGACAAGUUCAAUAUUGCCAAAAUACAAAUGGAAACGUCCAAAAACAAGGAUAGUCCCGAAUACUGGAAAUUCAGAUUAGCCAUCAAAUUGAUUCAGGAUAUCUACAUGUUUCCUAGUGAUGAAAGUUGUAAAAGGGAAUUUUACGAUACGGUAUCCAAUGAUAAAAUGAGAGUUAUGGGUAGAGAGUUUAUUCCUGGAGAGAGAAGUGUUGUCGCUAAUGUCGAUUUUACUAUUGGAUCACAUAUUAUGGAUGUUUCUACAGUUGCGGUGCUUUUUGAUGAUUAUGGGGAUUCCCCACCGGUCUACAUUACAAGAUAUCAGGAAAUCUUCCAAUCUAUGCUCAUCGCCACCAGAACUAAUAAGGAGAUCAACAGGAUUAUUUUGUUGACAUUUUUGGUCAUGUUCAAUUAUUUGGAAGACAGUGAGUUUGCAAGCAAAGUCAAUAAUCUAUGUACUCAUCAACGACAGAUUCGCUUUGCUAGUGAUGUGAGGAAUUUUAGAGAUUCAAUUAAAUCUCAAAUGAUUGAUUUGUUUCAUUCAUACUUCAAGGCUUACUCGUUAGCUAUGGAAUUCUUCAAAAAGGGGCAAAUAAAAAUGGCCAAAAGUAGUUGGAAAUUUUUGGAAAAUUUAAUCAAUGUGGUUAUGGUUAAUCAUUCAGUCUUAAUGAAUCAUCAUCAUGAACGUAUUGGUAUAUUUUUGGAUCCUCAAUUUGCUAUAUUUAAUCACAGUUGUUUGCCAAAUUGUUUGCAGAUUGAAUCGGGGUAUAAACAAUACUCAGUGGUUAAUAGUUUGCCAAUUCAGGUGAAUGAAGAAAUUACUGUUAAUUACAUUGAUGUGAGUACCCCAGUUGAAAUUCGAGUCUACAAGUUAUUCACUAAAUAUCAUUUCCAUUGUCAAUGUCAAUUGUGCUCAAUGAAACAAGAUGUAUUCUUCACCAUGCAAUGCAAUGAGUGCUUAAAGCAGAUCAAAUCCUCUAGUUUAACUUCCGUGCUCACUACACCAAACACCAUCUUGAAGGAGCAAUCAUGUUCUAAAUGUUUUCACCCAUUUGACUUGGAUGUGUACACUCGACAAAUUCAAAUUCGAAAUUUCUUUAUUGCACUUAUUCUCAUUCCCAAAUCAAAUUACAAUAUCAAUGAUGAAGGGUAUUUUAGCUUGUUAUUGAAAGAAUUUUCUGGUCUAAUUGAAAGAAAUGGUGCAACUUCAUUGGUGAAGUUAUUGGUAAAAUCACUUGAAACUUUUCAAAUUGUUCCCACUAGGGUAUCAUUUAUAAAACACUUGAUUGAUGAAGUGAUGACGACAAAGGUGUUUGCGCUAUAUACUUUCCCUUUCAAUGUUAUUGUUCAAAAGAUUAGCAAUGACACUUGUGAAUGUAAUGACUUCGAUACCGGGUUGGAAAGUCUCAAGUAUUACGCACGAGUUCUUUUUGCAGUCAAAUUUCCUGCCGAUUUGAGUAGCCAAUUAUUCUUUGACGAAUGUGUGUUUUUGGAUCUAGCAUACCGGAUAGAGAAGUUGAUGUCAGUGCUAGUGGAGGAACAAGCUGAUACAUUUUUCGGUACAUUUGAGGAAUCGAUGGAAUUGUUUGCACGAUGUGCAUAUUUCUUUUAUAAACAUGUCAAGUGUAAAUUUGAAAUUGAAAAUGUCGAGGAAAAAUUGUUGCAGCUCCGCCAGGGCUAUCAUCCCGUUAAAUCAAAAAGGAGUAUUCAUUCGUGUUUGGAGAGAUUAUUUAGCUAUGCCAAUGCCAAUAUUUUUAUCACAAAGACUCGCUUUCUUAUAUUCAAUGCAAGACAAGAACAAGUCACCUUAUUUCAUACGUUUGACUCUGAUGACUACAUGUGA